Molecule: messenger RNA, 608 nt
Organism: Neocloeon triangulifer
Lineage: Eukaryota; Metazoa; Arthropoda; Insecta; Ephemeroptera; Baetidae
Product: succinate dehydrogenase assembly factor 2, mitochondrial-like
Exons: 4
Coding region: 57-524 (155 amino acids)
Biological process (GO): protein-FAD linkage; mitochondrial respiratory chain complex II assembly; tricarboxylic acid cycle
Cellular component (GO): mitochondrion
Source: RefSeq, a predicted model, not a curated record
CAGACGACGAUCUAAAAGGGGCGUCACCGAAGAUUGAAAAAAAUAAAUAUUGAAAAAUGGCGCUCAAUGGCAGGAUUUUGCUAACAGCAGCGAGGAAUUUCGCUAAAUUGCAGUAUCGAGCUCCCAUUAGAACUAUUGUUUCAACGACUCCCAGACUCACUGAUAUGAAGGAACCAGACGACAUCAGAGAACCCUUCAUUCCUCCUUAUCAAGAAAAAAUUGACGAACCUAUCAAGAUGAAGAAAGCACGACUCCUAUACCAGUCCAGGAAAAGGGGCAUGUCUGAGAACGGCCUUCUUCUGAGCACAUUCGCAGCAAAAUACUUGGAACAGAUGGACGAAAAAACUUUGCAGGAUUACGAUCGUCUAAUUAACUUACCAUCAAACGAUUGGGAUAUUUUCUACUGGGCCUCUGGUGUGAAGCCAACACCUGCCGAGUUUGACAAUGAAAUCAUGAACAGGUUGAAGGAGCAUGUCAGCAACAAGGACCGAGAGGCAAGGCUUCACCAGCCUGCUUUAUAUUAAAAAUUAGCUGCGCAUUUAAAAUCUAAUAAUGUUGUAAAUAGAUCGUAGAUAUAACCUAUUAAAAUAACUGUGUUAUAAAAUUAA